This is a messenger RNA of Haemorhous mexicanus (house finch), 975 nucleotides long. Its product is annotated as histone H1.03. Gene Ontology annotation, molecular function: structural constituent of chromatin; DNA binding. The coding region runs from base 21 to 701 and encodes 226 amino acids. NCBI's taxonomy places the organism in Eukaryota, Metazoa, Chordata, Aves, Passeriformes, Fringillidae. The transcript has a single exon. Gene Ontology annotation, biological process: nucleosome assembly. The record is from RefSeq and is a predicted model, not a curated record. Gene Ontology annotation, cellular component: nucleosome.
CCGGAUCUCGCCGAGCUGACAUGGCCGAAACCGCUCCCGUCGCCGCGCCCGAUGUCGCCGCCGCCGCCCCGGCCCCGGCCAAGGCUCCCGCCGCCAAGAAGCCGAAGAAGGCGGCGAGCGGCUCCAAAGCCCGCAAGCCCGCGGGGCCCAGCGUCACCGAGCUGAUCACCAAGGCCGUGUCCGCCUCCAAGGAGCGCAAGGGGCUCUCGCUCGCCGCGCUCAAGAAGGCGUUGGCCGCCGGCGGCUACGAUGUGGAGAAAAGUAACAGCCGCAUUAAACUGGGCAUCAAAAGCCUCGUCAGCAAGGGCGUCCUGGUGCAGACCAAGGGCACCGGUGCCUCCGGCUCUUUCAAGCUGAGCAAGAAACCCGGAGAAGGCAAGGAAAAAGCUCCGAAGAAGAAAACUGCUGCAGCCAAGCCCAAGAAGCCGGCGGCCAAGAAGCCCGCCAGCGCCGCCAAGAAACCCAAGAAGCCGGUGACCGCAAAAAAGAGCCCCAAAAAAGCCAAGAAGCCGGCGGCCGCUGCAGCCAAAAAGGUAGCCAAGAGCCCCAAAAAGGUGACAAAGGCUGCCAAGCCCAAAAAAGCGGCGGCAGCAGCCAAGAGCCCGGCUAAGGCGAAGGCGGUGAAGCCCAAAGCGGCCAAGCCCAAGGCAGCAAAGCCGAAAGCAGCCAAGGCGAAGAAGGCGGCACCCAAGAAAAAAUAGGUGGUGCGAAAAAACCCGUAUCUGCCUUGCAGAUAAACCCAACGGCUCUUUUAAGAGCCACCCAAGUUUUCACAAAAAGAGCUGGAACUCUAUUUUUUUAAGUGUCUUUUUCUUGUUAUCCGCGCGCAAUUAAAAGCUUUUUAUAUCUCCGUUGCUGUUGCUUUAAAGCGGACCUGGUGACUUCCUUGCGCUAUUGUUCUUUGCUCGUGCAGAGCGAUACGGCAGCGGAGCUCACCGCGGCACGUCUCAUUUAAAUAAAUAAUCCCCGAGCAAA